Molecule: messenger RNA, 401 nt
Organism: Acanthisitta chloris (rifleman)
Lineage: Eukaryota; Metazoa; Chordata; Aves; Passeriformes; Acanthisittidae
Product: homeobox protein Nkx-6.3-like
Exons: 2
Biological process (GO): regulation of transcription by RNA polymerase II; cell differentiation
Cellular component (GO): nucleus
Molecular function (GO): RNA polymerase II cis-regulatory region sequence-specific DNA binding; DNA-binding transcription factor activity, RNA polymerase II-specific
Source: RefSeq, a predicted model, not a curated record
CCCCUGCUCACCUGGCUGACAACAUUCACAAGAAGAAGCACACGCGUCCAACCUUCACAGGGCACCAGAUCUUUGCUCUGGAGAAGACAUUUGAGCAGACCAAGUACCUGGCAGGUCCGGAAAGAGCACGGCUGGCCUAUUCUCUUGGCAUGACUGAGUCUCAAGUGAAGGUCUGGUUCCAGAACCGACGGACCAAAUGGAGGAAGAAAAGUGCCCUGGAGCCCUCCUCAUCCUCGCAGCGGGCGGCAGGCUCUGGAGGAGAGCGGGCGGCCUCUGAGACCGAGGAUGAUGAGUACAACAAGCCCCUGGACCCCGACUCAGAUGAUGAGAAGAUCCGGCUGCUGCUGAGGAAGCACCGUGCAGCCUUCUCGAUGCUGGGCCUGGGCACACACAGCGGCUGA